Messenger RNA from Tarenaya hassleriana, 2826 nucleotides. Its product is annotated as phosphate transporter PHO1 homolog 7. Gene Ontology annotation, molecular function: inositol hexakisphosphate binding. Gene Ontology annotation, biological process: phosphate ion transport; cellular response to phosphate starvation. Lineage: Eukaryota; Viridiplantae; Streptophyta; Magnoliopsida; Brassicales; Cleomaceae. The record is from RefSeq and is a predicted model, not a curated record. Gene Ontology annotation, cellular component: plasma membrane; cytoplasm; Golgi apparatus. The transcript is spliced from 10 exons. Bases 127 to 2622 code for a protein of 831 amino acids.
UUUUUUCCUGCGGUCGGAAUCGUUCACAUAAGCUUUAUCAUUCUAGCCAUAUCUGAUAAUCAAAAGAAUUCUUGCAUUUAAAAUAAGAAAUUCCAGCUCCAGAUUCUUACAGUAGUUGGAAAAAAGAUGAAGUUCGGGAAAGAAUACGUUUCGCAAAUGAUCCCAGAAUGGCAACAAGCGUACAUGGAUUACGCUUAUCUCAAGACCAUUCUCAAAGACAUUGAAGCUUCCAGGCAAAGAUCUGACAAACCUCAGGCCGCUGCCUUGAGACGCAAGUUAUCUAUGCGCCGAGCUUUCAGCGGCUUAACGAAGAGGUACAGCUUCAACGUGUCGGCCAUAGAUUCCGACAGUCCAGACGUUAUGGUUAGCGCCGUGACUCGAGAAGACGGGACAGAUUCCAUCGAGACGACAUUCUUGAAAGCUGCAGAGGCAGGAGGAGAUACUGAGCUGAUGUUCUUUAGAACCCUAGAUCGUGAGUUCAACAAGGUGAAUGACUUUUACCGGUCGAAAGUGGAGGAGAUCGUGAAGGAGGCUGUGGCUCUGAACAAACAAAUGGAUGCUUUCAUUGCUUUCAGGGUCAAAGUCGAGAAACCCUCUUCUUCUUGGAACUUCACAGAGUCUGUUUCAGUCGAUAUGAAUGCCUUAGCUUCCGAGGGCUCUGCUUCACAGUCACACAGAAGGACACUAGCUGAUCAGAUGGGCUCAAAAGUGGAAGAUACUGCCCAUGAGCGACGCAGUAAUGAUACCGAAAACGGGACCCUACCUUCCCUCGACGAGAAUGUUAUGUCUGAUCAGACACCUGAGGGGUUUAAGCGUGAAAGGGAAUCGCCAAUGGAUGUUCUUGGCCAUAUCACCCUGAACAAUACACUGGAAACUCCUCAGUCCACCAUCAGGAACAUCCUCAAGGUCACUAAGCAGGAAGAGCUCAAGUUCACCAGAGAGAAUCUGAAGAAGAUCGAGGAACGACUCAGACAAGUUCUCAUUGAGUUCUAUCACAAGCUUCGGAUAACGAAGAAUUUCAGCUUCUUGAACACCUUGGCUUUCUCGAAGAUCAUGAAGAAGUAUGAUAAGGUACUUACAGCAGUGACUCGAGUGGCAAAACCAGUUUUGGAGACUUAUCAACUCUUUCUCUUCUUUCAGGUUGCUUCAAGAAAUGCAGCUAAACCGUUCUUGGAAAUGGUGGAUAGCUCCUAUCUCACAAGCUCUGAUGAGAUUAACAACCUUAUGUUGAGAGUGGAAUCUACCUUCGUGGAGCAUUUCGCCAAUGGAAACCGGAGCAAAGGAAUGAGCCUCCUAAGACCAAAAGUGAAAAAAGAACAACACCGGAUAACAUUUUCCACUGGCUUUUUGGCUGGAUGCACUGUCUCCCUCAUUAUAGCUCUUGCUCUGAUCAUCCAUGUCCGUAACAUCACGGGCAAAGAAGGGCAGAAACUCUACAUGGAAACGAUGUUCCCACUUUACAGCUUGUUCGGGUUCGUGGUUCUGCACAUGAUCAUGUACGCUGCUAAUAUAUAUUUCUGGAGGAGAUACCGAGUGAAUUACCCCUUCAUAUUUGGAUUCAAGGAAGGCACUGAACUGGGUUUCAGCCAAGUUCUCCUCUUCAGUUUUGGUCUUGGUACACUAGCUCUGUCUUCUGUGCUGUUAAACCUUGAUAUGGAAAUGGACCCCAAAACAAAUGACUACAAGACCAUCACUGAGCUUCUUCCUCUUUUUCUGGUCAUUAUUCUGAUCGCUGUUGCUCUCUGUCCAUUCAACAUCUUUUACCGAUCAAGCCGGUUCUUUUUCCUUGCCAUUUUGUUUCGAUGCGUGGCCGCACCACUUUACAAGGUGAAUCUUCCAGAUUUCUUCUUGGCAGACCAAUUAACAAGCCAGGUCCAAGCACUGAGGAGUCUAGAGUUCUAUAUCUGCUACUAUGGUUGGGGAGACUUUAGGCUCAGACAAAACACAUGCAGAUCGAGCGAUGUAUACAAAACAUUCUACUUCAUUGUAGCAGUCACUCCUUACUGGUCUCGCCUUCUCCAGUGUCUUAGAAGAUUAAUCGAAGAGAGAGAUUCAAGACAAGGGUUGAAUGCUCUCAAGUAUUUCCUGACCAUCCUCGCCGUUUGCGUAAGAACAGCUUAUAGCCUUGACAAAGGAAUCAAAUGGAAAGUCACUGCUUGGGUGUUUUCAGCCAUUGCUACCUUUUAUGGCACUUACUGGGACAUUGUUGUUGAUUGGGGAUUACUUCAGAGAGGAAGCAGAAACAGCUGGUUGAGAGAGAAGCUUCUCAUUCCUCACAAGAGUGUGUAUUUCAUUGCCAUGGUAAGCAAUGACAAUGGAAAAUCCCUGAUUGAGCCAAAACGCGUUCCGGUUUCAGUUCCUUUAAAACGUGUUUUUUUCCCUUUCUUGCAGGUGUUGAAUGUUGUGUUGAGGUUCGUAUGGUUACAGACAGUGCUGGAUUUCAGGUUCUCGUUCUUACACCGAGAAACUAUGAUUGCCCUUCUCGCCAGCCUCGAGAUUGUACGCCGAGGCAUUUGGAACUUCUUCAGGCUGGAGAACGAGCACCUGAAUAACGUUGGGAGGUACCGAGCAUUCAAGUCAGUACCAUUACCAUUCAACUACGACGAAGAUAAAGACUCAUAAGUAUAAUCGCAGCAUGAAGAUACUCCUCACCAGAUUUUGCCAAAGGCAGAUGAGUUCCAGUUUCUUCAAUCGUUCAUCAAUAGCUUCUCAGGCCUUUGAUGUGAAGCAAUAGGUUUUAGAACGAGGUUUUAGUUUUCAUGGUGAUGGAAAAAAAGCUUUGCCAUUCUCUUCCAUGCUCUUCAAUAAAAUGGAACCGUUCUUCUU